AUGUCUCUCCCCUCAUCCUCCUCGAAACCGUCACAAACCACCAUCAAGUCGUUCUUUCAACCUCGUCAGCCCAAAUACGCCGCCCCUCCAUCGCAACCACAGCCUCUGCCGAAAGGUCUCAGCUACGAGGCACCACCUCUGCCGCCGUCCCUGACCUUCUCGUCGCAACCGAACCCCGCAUCGGCCACCGCCCAGACUGCCAUUGCGACCCCUCGCCCCUCGAGCCAGGCUGGGACCCAGACGCAGACCCAGACCCAGCAGCGCCCCGUCGAGAUCCCCGCCGAGGCCGCCAUCCGUAGCCUCUCGGCCUCCGACAUAGCAGCCCUGCGCCGCAUCAACGCUCUGCUGCUGCCCGUCGCCUACCCAGACUCGUUCUACACGGCCGCGCUCUCGAGCCCCUUCUCCCGCGCCAUCACCUGGUCCGACCCCGCGCCCGCCGCCGCACAAGACCAAGGCGGCGCAGCCUCGCCGUCCCCCGCCGCGCCGAAACUCAUCGGCGGCCUCGUCGCCCGCCUCGAGCCCCUGACGGCCACGACGCAGGCCCUGUACAUCCAGUCCCUGGCCCUCCUGUCCCCCUACCGCGCCCACGGUCUCGAGACCGGGGCCCUCGCCGACCUCUUCGGCGCCCCCGAGCUCGCCGCCCUCGCGGUCACUACCGUCUACGCCCACGUCUGG
Molecule: messenger RNA, 675 nt
Organism: Verticillium alfalfae VaMs.102
Lineage: Eukaryota; Fungi; Ascomycota; Sordariomycetes; Glomerellales; Plectosphaerellaceae
Exons: 1
Source: RefSeq, a predicted model, not a curated record